Messenger RNA from Aspergillus nomiae NRRL 13137, 831 nucleotides. RefSeq lists its product as uncharacterized. NCBI's taxonomy places the organism in Eukaryota, Fungi, Ascomycota, Eurotiomycetes, Eurotiales, Aspergillaceae. Gene Ontology annotation, biological process: guanosine tetraphosphate metabolic process. The coding region runs from base 1 to 831 and encodes 276 amino acids. The transcript has a single exon. The record is from RefSeq and is a predicted model, not a curated record.
AUGGACCCAGUCGUCACUGAUUUCGUACAAGAGUACAAAAAUAAAAAAUGGAUCUACGCGCGCAACGCAGCAGUGACCGCCAGAAUAUGCACCGAAAUACUACAGGCAGAGCGUGUACCAGGGGUUGUCACACACAGGACAAAAGACGCUUCCAGUCUGGAGCGCAAACUUCGUGAACGUCAGAGAUUGCGUGGUCGCGCCUAUCCGACGAAAGAAAGAAUCCACUGGGAGAUGGCAGACCUAGCAGGGGUUCGCAUCGUCGUAUAUCUCCCUCAAGAUCAUGAGCGCGUUGUACACGCGCUAAGUGAACGAUUCGAUCUCGAGUUGAAGAAGAGCUAUGGAGCAGUCGACACGACCAGUGUUGUUCGGAAACUCUCCUGGCACAUUCAGCGUCCAGGGUAUUGCGCCACCCAUUGUUGGGUAUUUCUGAAAGAGGACGAGCCACAGGCACGGGACGGACAAACCAGGAGGAGAGUAGAAAUACAGGUUGUUACCAUGCUGCGGCAUGCCUGGGCUCAGUUUGAACAUGACGCAGUUUAUAAGGCACAAUGCGCCAUGAAUCUCGAGGAUCGCCAGAUCCUGGAUUCAUUGAGCUGUGCCAUUGACCGCGGGGAGUGGAUCUUGAACUGCAUACCUGACAGCGGUGUCAGAAAUAUGUCGAGUGAUCUGCUGUUUGAGAUGGUGUAUGAGGUAGGAUGCCUGGUUGCAGAAAUAGCCAGAGAGGAAAGUCGAGCGCAGGGAACUGCAAAGCCCUUGCUGGAGUUCUUGCGACAUUUGAAGGAGGCGAAGCCCAAAGGCUUGUGCGGUUUAAUGGUAAAGGAACGUUUAUAG